GCUUUUGAGGGAUACCAUCUAGUCAUAACCAUGCUAUCGCCGUUUAAACGAUGGAAUUUUGUGUUUACAUGUGCUGACGUCAUGCGCAAAGAAAUCAAAUGGCGAGGCGGCGACCUAAUUCAAGUGAUGCUCCAUUUGUCGGUGUUAGGGCCGUUUAAACGGCGAUAGCAUCGUAUUAAUCAUGAUCUAUUUAUAGAUUUAUCUUCCGUUAACUGAAUUCUCACGUCUUGGAAGAUAGAUCCGCGAAAUAAAGUUGUAAGAGACCACCUGACUCCAUGGCCAUAAAUUAGACAUUAAACUCACCUUUGAACUCGUGCUGAUUCUCCCUUUUACAAAAGUAGUGUUCCAAUCUGGAGGCAGAUAGAUGAAAUUGAUUGAGCCCACUAGUGUCAGUGGCAUUGAGCAACCAUCAACAUCUGUGUUACGGAGCCGCGAGGGAAGCUUUGAUAACCAGACCCACCUGUACGUUCCCCGUCACUAUGGCAACCAGAUUGGACUCAAAGGUUAAAUGUGAUGUGAUGAUCAGUUACCAGAAGAAUGACCUGGAAUUCACUCGCAAAUUGGCAGCAAAGUUUGAGGAACAAGGGUGGCGUGUUUGGUUUGCAGAUCCUGAUAUGGAACACCGCAUAAUGGUUAACCAGAAAGGGGAGGCAAUUCUGUCUUGCAAGGUGUUUGUGACGGUUAUCACAGAUACUUCGGCUCGAGACAUCCAGUGUCAGGAUGAGUUAGCACUGGCCUACAUUUCCAACUCCUCCAUAUUCCCAGUCAGUCUCAAGAAAUUCAGGGAUAUAGGGCCUACACUGGAUGGAGGAAUGAAGCUGAUGUUGGCUAAGAUCAACUGGACAUUCUUUUUCAAAGAGGAACUAUAUGAACAGAAUAUGCCCGCUUUAUUAAUUUCCAUGGGGAAGGUGAUUAAUGAAAAAGACGAAGCAGAGAUUGGGGAAUUUGAUGACAGCACAAUUCAGUUCCAUGGCAUGAAUAUAAAUGUCCAUGACAGGUUAAAUGUUGAUUCUGAUGAAGAUGAAGAUAAUGAGGAUGAAUCAUCUGAACCAGGAAAUAAAUCUCAAAAUGUCCGAAAGUCUGACGGUAGCAUGCUCAGCUAUGACUUUUGGGAUAGGGCCUUCGGUGACAAGUCCGAGGUGACAUGGGUAGACUUUAAAAAGAAAUUCGAAGUAGAAUACAAGGAGAAGAUUGCAAAGACUUACACAGAGGAGGAGUGGAAGCUGUUUGUAAAUCUCAUCUACAAAGAUAUCUUUAUGUUAAACAAGUCUCUUAAAAAAGCAACAUACAACCAGUUCUGUGAAGGAAAUCCUGAUGCUGACCCCCACAGGUUUUACCAUCGACUGGCACAGUACGCCAAAGGAUACCACGCCAUGAGAGAAGUCUUUAACAUGGACAGCACAUUGCGACUCAUCACUGUACAAAAGCUAGGAGAGUUUUGCUUCCCGGCAGUGAUUAGUGGACUGACAGAAAUGUUAAAAGAUGAAGAUCCAAACAUCAGGGCAAUCGCCACGAUAGCUUUGGCCAAGUCAGGGAGAGCACAGAAGAUCACUGUGGAGAAGAUUAUUGGAAUGUUGGAGGAUGAUGAUCGUCUGGUGAGAGAAAGUGCCUGCUUGGCUCUGGGUUAUUUGAAAGCAGGGGGAAAGAGUGAGCAAGCUGUAGCUGACCGAUGGAGGAAUGAUCCCAUUAAGUCUGUGAGAGAAGCAGCAGAACUUGCACUGAAGAGGAUGGGCGGAGAUCUGGCCAAAAAGUGCAUCCACAUCACUGAUAUUCUUUCCUCAGAGAUGCAGUUUUUAAAGACCCCCAUGUCUUAGUGGUAAAGCAAUGUGUAAAGACAAGGUGUAACCACUCCAUUUAAGCCAUUGUAAAUUCUAAUGUCUUGCAUAGUGUAAAAUGUGCUGUACAUUUCUGUAAAAGAUGCCUGUUACUAAUUAUAGAGACAGAGUUCAGAUAUAUAUUUUUACACCUUUUCAGAAUCUGUUAUAAGGCUGGAGACAUUUGAUUUCAUGUAAUUUUGAGGCAUUUCAUUUUUUGGGGUGCCAAAUCGUCUGAAAUCAUGAAGUAAAAAAAAAAUUUGUGACUAUAAUUGGUCAUGAUAUACUAGUAUACAAUUUCCCUUUCUUAAUCAUUUAGUUUUCCUGGAAGAAUAAUAGAAUCCUUCAUUAGUACGAGUGUGGGAUAGGGAAAUUCCACCGAGGGGACAAGAUUCACAGUCUAGGACGAGGCUUUGCCGAGUCCUAGACAGCGAAUCUUGUUCCAGAGAUGGAAUUUCCCUAUCCCACACGAGUAAAUAAUGAAGGAUUAUUUUUCUCACAUUUUACCUACAGUUUAGUGCAUAAAUUUGGGAGCUUUGAGAAAAUUCUAAAUUAUCAAAAUCCUCAUUUCAACUUCGAUGCAAAAAUUAAUUAGAUAGACAGAAAGAGCAUACCCGAAAAUGGUUUACACUGUAAGUGUAAACUAAAAAACCCAAGGUUGUCCAACAGAAAGCUAUACACAUUAAGAUUUAAAGAUAACAAAGCAAAAUAAUUUUAUUUCACCGUGUAACGUAAAUCUUCACCGUGUAACGUAAAUCAUAGAAAAUAUAUGACGUCACAAUCAAAUGACGUCACAGCAGUGUGAGACAGAAAAAUCUCACAUGGCUGUCUCACAUGGGUAAAGUCGAUCUCACACUGGUGAUAAUGUGAGAAAUGUAAAUGUCUUCUGGUUCACAUGUUUGUACGUUUUAUAUAAAUACACAUGUGUACACAGUAAGAAAUUUGCAAGCAUAUAAUUUCACCAGAUUUUUGACAGGUGCAUUUGAUAUAGAAAAGUGAUAGAAAAAGUGCAUAUAUGCCAAAAAAAAUCUCACAAUUUUCAAUUUAAUGCAUUGUUAACCACAAUGCACUUAAGGGUAACCUUUAUAAACAAACCUUUGUAAAAUUGGACAGCUUUACUAGCCAAAAUUAAUUUUUAUCCGCUAUCAUUUAAAUUGCAACUAUCCAAUGUCUCUAAUGCAUUCUGGCACCAAUCAAGCGAGAGUUGCAAGGAAUCACUUUAUGAUUUAAUCGUACAUACUAGUGUAUCUCGAAAUCUAUAAACCUGAAAAUUUAUCAAUUUCUUGUCAAAUGUAUAACUGCAGUUUGUUCUGUGAUAGAGGUACAUUCAGUGUUCUGUUGAACACUUGGGUGGGUACAAGAUGUAUACAUAUACUAUAGACUAGCUACAUGUAUGUUAAUACAGAUAAAAGUAAUGAAAGUGUAAAUUUUGUUUAAAUCAGCCAUUGGUAUACAUUAAACUGACCAUAUCAAGAAUAAUAUUUGAUUGAAUUAGCCCAUUAAAUUAAAUAUGAAAUUAUUUUUUAUUUCCUCUUCAGAGUGUACUUGUAAGUGAUAUUUUGAUCAAGGAAAAAGGGUGAUUAUCGAUUUUUGUUUGAGCUAUUUUAUUAUCAAAUACUGAUAGACUUACUAAUAUUGUGUGUCCCUGCAGUUUGGGUGGUUGCAUGAUGUCUGAUAAUUGGCCUUUAGGAAAUAUAUCAAGGCAGCGAUUAGCAUUUGUACCCACCGCUUAUGGUCGAUAGUAUGUUUUGCGUCUCACUAUGCGUAAGAGUUCCACAAAGGGAAAGAACUAUUGAGCAACUCGGAAAUUUGCGUAUUGGUUGUCGUCAUGCGUUAAUAAUUGAACAUUUUUAACUUCUUCUUGAUAACUACUAUUCCAAUUCUUUUCAAAUUUGGUAUGAAGCAUCCUUGGGACAAGGGACACAUAAAUUGUAAAUUUCAGGGCUCCUUCAACCCUGGGGCCUUAGGGGCGGGACAAAAACUGCCCAUAAUUGACCAGUUUUCAAAUAUCUUCUUUUCUAGAACUGCACAUGUGCAAGAAAAACUAAAUGCAUAAUGAUGUAGAGCAGGAAGGCCUCUACCGAAAUUGUAAAUUUUAUGAUCCCUGGGGUAGGGGUUUUGACCCCAUGGCAGGGGCAAACUUAGGACAUGUAUAUAGUGUUUAUGUGUAAAACACUUAAAUAACAUCUUCUUUAGUGCUAUUGAUACUAAAUUGAAACUAAAUUGAUAUUUAGAAGGAGAAGGUAGUCCUUUACCAAAAUUGUAAAUUGCAUGAUCCUAGGGGUAAGGGUUGGGUUUCAGAGUAGUGUCAAAAUUAUAAUAAUGAUUUGAAGGACUUCUUUAAGUUUGCUGAUACUGCAUAAAAUCUAAAUGCAUUAUUAGGAAUUGCAGAAAAGGAUGUACAAAAAAUGUUGAAUUUCACAACCCAGGGAUUUGACUCUUAGGAUGGGACCAGAUUAGUCAUAUUUUUUUAAUGUUGAUACACAUAUUAUAUUAUGUAAAGCCUUUCAUCAGUGUAUGCACUUUUGUGGGCAUUGUAGUUUUAAAAACACAUCUUGUUUUAUACUGUUGCUGAACAUUAGAAUUUAUUUUAGAUAUUCAGAAUAGGAAUUUUUUUUCUAGAUUUCAUAGCUCUUGGUAGUGAUACUUUUCACUAGUACUCAGGUGAAUGAUAAGGCCCGUGAGCCUCUUGUAUAUAUAUCAUACCCAAUGUCAAUGACUUUAUAUACUUGCCAUAAGUCAGGAUGGAAAUGUGUGAUCUUACUGACGUUCACACCAGGUUAAAGUCAUUGGCACAGACACAGAAAGAUAGUCACCAUUUACAUGUCUCAAUUAAGGAAUGGUCAAUUUUAUUUCCUGCCAUAAAAUGCUUAAGGUGCACUUACCCCUUUCUGUCGGUCAUUAUCAUUCCAUCUUUCUGAUUUACCUGAUCAAGACAUGGGGCAGUGGGAGUGACAGGUCGACAAGGGAUGCUUUACCCCCCCCCCCCCCUCCUAGACACCUGAUCCCACCUCUGGUAUGUCCAUGCACUCCUGGGAUCCAUGUUUACCCAACUCUUUAUUUUGUAUUACUUAUAGGAGUUAUGAGAUUGAUCACUCUUUGUUAUCUUCAACAAGUAAUUAGUAACUUAAUGAUUAAUUUCCAUGCACUUCUACAGUAAUUAAUAGUGUAUAUAAUUAAUUUUUCUUCACAACUGACUCUAGAAAAGAAGUACACUACAUGUACUAUGAUAUUCUAUUUUGGUUUCAUUUGCACUCUCUGUUAUUUUCAUAUUAUGAACUUUCAAAUAUUUGAAUGUCUGUAUUUGUAUCAUGCUGGCACCUCUAAUUUAUAUUAAUGUUUCUUGAUAUCGGUAUAUUUAGUAUGCACCAUCCUGUUUCCGUCCUUGCAUAAGAUAUGACAUGUCGGAUUUACAUGUAUCUUGGUGCUCUACUUAGACCAAUGGAAUGUUGAAUAUGACUACAUUUAUAUUUUCAUGUUAUGGUAUUGUAAAAUAAAUGUUGUGUGAUUGUAUUUGUUUUGUGAUGUAUCAUCAAUCAUUUUGGUAAUUUCAUUCCUAAUGCAUCAAUGUAAAUUUACACAUAUUUUACUUCUGAGUGUAAAUCUAAUGUAUGUAUAGUCAUAGGUUAUAACAUUUCUUCUUUAAAUGCUAUUUAAAAUAUUGACACAGCAAAAAGUCACUGUUCAUUCUAAUAUAGAAUAUGGUGCAAUCUUUGAGAAAUGAUGCAGUAUCUUAAUACAUGUAAUUUGCACAUGUGUAUCAAUUUUGCUAUGCAUUAAAAAUUCGAAUAUACAAUAAACAAUGAAUAUAACAAA
Messenger RNA from Ostrea edulis (European flat oyster), 5630 nucleotides. RefSeq lists its product as uncharacterized. The record is from RefSeq and is a predicted model, not a curated record. Lineage: Eukaryota; Metazoa; Mollusca; Bivalvia; Ostreida; Ostreidae. Bases 480 to 1814 code for a protein of 444 amino acids. Gene Ontology annotation, biological process: signal transduction. The transcript has 10 exons.